UUAUUCCAACAAGACGCUGUAUUGCUGUGGCUGAAACACCUCUGGAGCCGUCAAGGUGCGGUGUCAACGGUCGAACUCGGCUGUUUUUUCAGACCUUCACUACUAACGGCAGGACUCGCUGCUCGUGCCCAAGGUCAUCUACAUCGGAAUGACGCAGUGGCUCUUGUACGUUAGGUAGCCAGUUGAAACCUGGAGGUGGAAGAACUGUACCGCUGCGUUCGAGGGCGUACCCUGGUUGCUGAAGCUGGACCUCUCCGGCAACGAGUUGGAGGAACUGCCACAGCUGUUGCCUGCAAGACUAAAGAACCUCAAUGUCUCCCGCAAUAGGAUGUUUUCUCUCAACGCCAGACUACCUCAGUCACUCAUCACCCUCAACGUUUCCUUCAACAAUCUAGAGACGCUGCCGGAGCCGCUACCUGGCGGCCUGCAGCAGCUGGAUGCGUCGAAUAAUAGGCUGAGGAGGCUACCCCAGAGGCUACCAGCAGGACUGCGGCUGCUCGCCGCCUCCCACAACCUGCUGCUGGAGCUGCCCCAGCACCUGCCUCCAGCGCUACAAGUACUGCAGGUGUCCCACAACAGGUUGCAGACGUUGUGCCCUCAGUUGCUGGUCCCACUGCAGACAUUGAGGCUGCUGGACGCGUCGCACAACAGGCUAUUUGCCGUGGAGGACCUGUGGCUGUCCCACCAGCUGGAGCUGCUCAACGUAUCCCACAACCAGCUUCGGAGGCUCAAUCUUUUGGGGCCGGGAUGUGUGUCCUACAUAGACGCGUCGUACAACGACAUCCAGUCCUGGAAGGUUCGAGGCCACGAGAUCGCCCUGGUGGGGAACCCUAGGGCGGCGCUGGGCCUGGAGUGGUCCGGAGGCUCGUACCCCAGCCCGUCCCUGCUGGUGGACCUGGGGGAGGACCUGCUGCUGGACUGCGACCCCUGCUCCCCGGCCAGCCGCGUCGCCCUGCAGCUGCGCUGCUGGCUGCUCCGCCAGAUGUCCAACGCGUCGGCGGGCGGCCCGCGCGUGGUGCGGCCGCUGCGGCCGGUGUGCUCCGGCCCGUGGACAGCUGCCGGCACGCCGCUGCUGCAGGCGCCCUCUCUGCAGGACUCGCCGCGCUGCCCCGGCUCCGCCCGCCACGUGGCGCAGUUCGCGCUGCUCUGCCUCUCGCUGCUGGCGGUCGUCGCCGUCGUCUGCGCUGUCUGCUACUGCCGCAGGUAUGAGAUAACUUACAUGAUGCACCUGAUGGAGAUGCGUCGUGAGAGAGUGGCCGCCGAGAGGCGUAAUUCAGGCAGCUACAAAUACGACGCUUUCGUCUGCUACAGCAGUGCGGACCGGGAGUGGGUUGUGGACCAACUAGUACCGCACCUGGAGACUGCGGGGGAUUCCCCCGAUGAAGUGGCUCUGCGUCUCUGCCUGCACGAGAGGGACUUCCCGCUGGGAUCCUACAUUGCUGACAACAUUGUCACCUCCAUGAAAACCAGCCGCUCAACAGUCAUUGUCCUGUCUCAAGCUUUCGUCGACAGCCGGUGGUGCCGCUGGGAGCUGGAUCUGGCGUCGCAGAAGGUGCACCACUUGGUGCUGUUGGAGCUGGAACGGCUGGAGCGGCACCAGCUGGAGCGGCACCUGCGCUUCCUGAUGGACACGCGCACCUACCUGACGUGGCCGUCGCAGCCAUCCGCCCAGCACUCCAUGUGGAGGCGGCUGCGAGCCGUCCUCACCGCGCCGGCGGGCUCUCCCGCUGCUGACACAGACACUGACGGUGCAGACGUCGACGACCACACUCCUGACAACGAGCAGCAGCAGCUGCGGAUGGUGGACGCCACUGCCUUCACUGUGUGACUUCGUCCGAGGAAGAGUCGCAUCUAUACUCUUCUUUGCAACAAACAUACUGUACCUUUGAAAUUGAGUGGGACUGCACGUUUUCAGAAUAGCACUCCAUUAAGUGUGGUUGAUACUGAUUACGAUAUGGGUCCUGAUUCGAAACAUCUGGACCGUUCCUCUGAUUUACAUACCUGUGGUUGUAGUCAGUUUUAUGACUCCACGACGUUAGUACAAAUAUUCCUCUUAAUUACCUUGCCACGAAUAGAGGUGACGAUGGAUGAAAAUCUCGUGUUUGGGUUUGAUGAUGAAUUCUUUUUUGGGCGCACAAAACAAGAACAUUAGCACCUAUGCACGUAAUGUAAAUGAUAAGUAUGUUAGAAGCGUUCAGAGGAAUUGUGUGAAAGGAUAGAAUUCAUUAAUAUCAGGCAAGCAAGUGCACAUAUGCGACCUAUUGUCUAAAGUGUUUAAAUAUCUAUUUCUAUUGAACGAAAUAUAACAUGUGUUCUAGAAAACCUAAAUAAAAUAUUACUUGCGAACGCUAAGAAAGAUAUUUUGAAGGGAAAGAAAUUGCUCUUUUACUUAAUACCAACAUCUCAACCACAAUUAAUUUUCAUACAGCCUAUCACAGAUUAGAAUGUAUAUCUUCGAUACUGGGUGGCAUACUUGAGCUUCCAUAAUUGACUGGUUUCAAUUAUAAUUAACCACUUUUGAAAUAUCUGAGACAUCGUAUCUUCACGAAAGUAUUUAUUUACUUAACAUUUGGACAUGUUAGGACAUAAUGUCCAAUAACCAAUCCAGAGAAUAAUUUUUCUGCCAGUUGUUGCAAUAUGAAGUAGCAAAAUAUUCGGUAGCUUCACGGAAACGUAAGCACUAUAAAGCCAAAUGUGUAAAGCCACGUCUUCUUUAAUUAUUUAGAAUCCUCGAGACAGAUGUUUUUUACCUUCCUUGAGAAACUGAGAACUAAAGCAACUGCGUACACAGCAACAUAGUAUACACAGAACUAUCCGCAUGUGCAAAACGAUAUUUCGUACAACAGCAUCCCUCAUACAGUUAACAUGUAACGUAUCUGUCAAAACUCAUAGCCCAAGUAAAUCGUACUG
Schistocerca cancellata (South American locust) is the source of this 2910-nucleotide messenger RNA. RefSeq names its product toll-like receptor 2. Bases 329 to 1828 code for a protein of 499 amino acids. Gene Ontology annotation, cellular component: membrane. The transcript has 9 exons. Gene Ontology annotation, molecular function: transmembrane signaling receptor activity. Gene Ontology annotation, biological process: immune response; toll-like receptor signaling pathway. The record is from RefSeq and is a predicted model, not a curated record. NCBI's taxonomy places the organism in Eukaryota, Metazoa, Arthropoda, Insecta, Orthoptera, Acrididae.